Schistocerca gregaria is the source of this 1236-nucleotide messenger RNA. RefSeq names its product odorant receptor Or2-like. Lineage: Eukaryota; Metazoa; Arthropoda; Insecta; Orthoptera; Acrididae. The coding region runs from base 1 to 1236 and encodes 411 amino acids. The transcript is spliced from 5 exons. Gene Ontology annotation, biological process: detection of chemical stimulus involved in sensory perception of smell; sensory perception of smell. Gene Ontology annotation, molecular function: olfactory receptor activity; odorant binding. The record is from RefSeq and is a predicted model, not a curated record. Gene Ontology annotation, cellular component: plasma membrane.
AUGGUGAGAGGAUUACCAGAGGAUAUGGGACAGCCAUUGUCCUGGGCGGAUAGCGGGCAGUCGAUCCUCAAGCUGAACAUCCGCCAUCUGUGGUUCUGCGGCGCGUGGCCACUCCCUGGUUCCUGGAUGUUUAACAUGUACGGCGCUUUCAUCCUCGUACUGGGCAUCUGGAACGCAGUAGAGAGUUUACUGUCCCUCUACUUUUGCUGGGGAGACAUGGAUGAGAUGACGAUGGUGUUCAUCAGCACCUUCACCAAUGCCUGCGGCACCGUCAAGAUGGUCUUUUUCAUGCCCAAUCGGCGACAUUACUAUGCGCUGGCUCGACAUGUGGAGAAGCUUGCGUCCAUGCAAAGUGAAUUCUGUUCGGCAGACCCUGUCCUGGCUGACAUUUGGCAGGGCUCCCAGAGGCGUGCAUCCCGCCUCACCUUAGGAUUGCUGUUCUUAAUGUUCUCGCAGUACCCUGUGUGGUUCCCCAUGCCGAUCAUUGCGCAACCAGAAGACCGGCGGCUGCCGUUCGCUCAGCACGGGUGGGACAACAACACCAACUACUACGAGCUGUCGUACGUCGUACAGUGCGUGCUAUCGACGUUCGCAACCCAGCUCAGCAACGGCGUGGACUUACUCUUCGCUACCGUCAUGAUCCUGACGGCUGCGCAGAUGCAGAUUCUUACAGUGCGCAUUGCCAGUCUGAAAACGGAAUACACUGAAGUGAAACUAGAAAAAGGGCUCAGUGUCAUGGCCUAUCAGACGCAGAAUACUUGCGAUGAUAAAAUGUACGAAAAAUUGUGUCAGUGCAUUGGAAAUCACCAGAAAAUCCUCAGGUUCGUCAAACAGUUAGAGAAGACAAUGAGCUCAAUUGCAAUUAUGCAAUUCUGCUUCAGCGUUCUCAGCAUAUGUGUGACAUUAUUUCAAGCAACAUAUAGCACGGAUUUCAGCUCAGUGCUAAAAUGCGCCUGCUACCUUCCUGUACCCACUGGUCAGAUCUUCUUGUAUUGCUGGGGAGCACACAACAUUACCGAACAGGCGGAGGCGGUGACGCUGGCAGCGUACAGCUGUUCAUGGCUGGGGGCGAGCCCACGUUUCAAGCGCGCCCUGAGAAUCCUCAUGUGUCGCGCUCAGAAGCCGCUGGUUCUCACCGCUGCGCACCUCUACCCCAUGAGCAGGGAAGCAUUCGUCUCGGUGGUGAAUGCCUCUUAUUCAUUCUAUGCAUUGUUGGGUCAGAUGAACAGACGAUAG